AUGCGGAACAAACCGAUUCAUAUGUUACGAGAAGUAUGGUCAAAAUUUAAAGAAAAAACGUCUACGAAGCUUGAACACAAGAAGAAAUGGGUUCAUCCAAAGGAUAGGAUCGAAAGGUGGAAAAUUAUUAAAGGAGAUAUGGUAAAAGUUAUUACGGGUGAUGAUAAGCAUAAAAUUGGAAAGGUGCAACAGGUAGACAAAUAUACAAAUCGAGUUUGGGUAGAAAACGUAAAGAUGGGAAGAAUGACAAAAAGUUUAGAGCUUCAGAUGGACGAAGAACCACAAAAUAAAGACAAAACCGGUGGCUGGUGGAUGAAGAGUACUCUGAAACCAAUCCAUGUAUCAAAUGUUAUGCAUGUGCAUCCAGAUGAUUUGAAAAACGAUCUCAUUCCGGCCAAAGAGAAGAGACAAGUUCGAGUUGAUUGGAAAAAAGUAAAUUUAGAUGGAAAAGACAUAAUACGAUGGCGACGUGUGAUUUGUGGUACAAAUAUCAUCAUUCCAUUUCCUCCAAAACCAAAGGAACCAGGAUAUCAACAAGAAAAGUCGGUUCACGAUACAGAUUUCGAGGACGCGAAUCGGUUAACUUGGAAAAUUUCGAAGGAAUCACCGUUACCGAAAG
Molecule: messenger RNA, 619 nt
Organism: Acaulospora morrowiae
Lineage: Eukaryota; Fungi; Glomeromycota; Glomeromycetes; Diversisporales; Acaulosporaceae
Source: the annotation of a GenBank genome assembly